Spinacia oleracea (spinach) is the source of this 4207-nucleotide messenger RNA. RefSeq names its product serine/threonine-protein kinase TIO. The transcript has 22 exons. Bases 167 to 4108 code for a protein of 1313 amino acids. Gene Ontology annotation, biological process: protein phosphorylation. NCBI's taxonomy places the organism in Eukaryota, Viridiplantae, Streptophyta, Magnoliopsida, Caryophyllales, Amaranthaceae. The record is from RefSeq and is a predicted model, not a curated record. Gene Ontology annotation, molecular function: ATP binding; protein kinase activity. Gene Ontology annotation, cellular component: cytoplasm.
UUCAAAAACUCCACCCUUCGAUACCGUUAAUGAAUCACCCCUCGCAGGAUUUUGUAAACCCUAACCGAGAAUUUGUGCUAAUUCAAUCGCAUUGCAAUUUUAAAUUCCAACAUCAAGCUUAUUGAUUUCAAGCAUAUUCAUCAAAUUGCGUCAAAGAUCGGAAGAAAUGGGGGUUGAAAAUUAUCACGUCAUUAAGCUUGUUGGCGAGGGACAAUUUGGCAAAGUUUACAAGGGAAUAAGAAAGUUCACUGGCCAGACUGUUGCUAUGAAGUUUAUAAUGAAGCAUGGGAACAGUGAUAAAGAUCUUCACAAUCUUAGGCAAGAGAUCGAGAUACUCAGAAAGCUGAAACAUGAGAAUAUUAUAGAAAUGCUUGACUCCUUCGAGACUGCACAAGAAAUCUGUUUAGUCACAGAAUUUGCUCAGGGUGAACUUUUUGAGGUCCUUAAGAAAUAUAAGUGCCUGCCUGAAGAACAAGUUAAAGCAAUCACAAAGCAGUUGUUCCAGGUAAAAGCGCUGUAUUACUUGCAUUCCAACAGAAUUAUUCACAGGGACAUGAAGCCGCAAAAUAUCCUUAUUGGUUCAGGCUCCAUUGUUAAGCUUUGCGAUUUUGGGUUUGCUCGUGCCAUGUCAAUGAACACUGUUGUACUUCGCUCCAUUAAAGGUACUCCAUUAUACAUGGCUCCUGAGCUUGUUCUUGAACAACCAUACAAUCAGACAGCUGACUUGUGGUCUCUUGGAGUGAUUUUGUAUGAGCUUUUUGUUGGCCAACCUCCAUUUAUUGCCAACUCAGUUUAUGAACUUAUACAACUUGUUAUCAAGGACCCAGUUAGAUAUCAUGAAAAUAUGAGCCCAGAAUUUAAAAGCUUCUUGAAAGGAUUACUUAAUAAGGUCCCACAGCAAAGACUUUCUUGGCCUGGCCUUCUUGAGCACCCGUUUAUUAAAGAUUCUUCAGAUGAUUUGGAGACAAGGGAAUUGCUUUCUCCAAUAAAGCCGCCAAUGGGGUGUGAAGCCGCUCGGAAAGGUGAAGCUGCUCGGAAAGGUAAUAAUCAUACCCCUUGUGCUUCUGAUAGUGAAAAUUCAUCAGGAAUUCUUUCUGAUGCCCGACCCAGUGAGUCUGACUUGGCCGUGACAGAGGCAUCUCUUGGGCCUACAGGCAGUCAACCAGUAGAUAGGCUGGAAAAUAAUUCUCGCACCAUCAAAGGUGCGAAAGUGAUAGGCAAAAAAAAGGAGGCCUUAACACUCAUUCUGGAGCCAGUCAAAAUCUUUUCUAAAGGAAUAGGGAACUCUAUCAGGAAGGAAGACAUUCUCAAUUUGAGUCAGUCACUCAGAAUUCUUUCAAACUUAGUUGCAGCUUAUGCUGUCACACAUACCAGUCGGGAUGAAAUAAUUUUUGAUCUUCUUGGGCUGACUUCAGCUCUUCUUAGCCAAAAAAAGAUUGACGAUUAUGACUUGAUUGCUAAGAGUUUCAUGAUUAUUAGAAAAUUGAUUGAUGGUGGUGGAGACAGCUUUGGGAGCUCAUGUUUUACCCAGUGGGUUGCCCUUGUUGAGAUGUUUUUACAGGUCCUUAGUAGCUCAGAAGAUUCGAGUGGUAGACUUCUUUAUGAAUCUACCUCCUCUAUUGCAGUCAUGUUAAAUCAAGUUACUUCAGCUAUUAAAACAUUUUCUCCUUCCGUCCCUCCUAAAGCUAUUGAUAUACUGAAGCAAAUCCUUGAUCAUGCUAAAACAAGUGGUUUGGUUGAUCAACUUUGUGCGUGCUUAGCAGCUUCAGGAGCAAGUUUGAUUCCAGGUUCUGGUAAUUUGGCCCGUGUUGCUGAGGAAGGGUGUAGAGCACUUUGGUUUUUAAUUAAUGCAUUGGAAUGUUUAUCACUCAAAGAGAAAGCUAGGACAUUUCCACUCACUUCUUUGCGCAGCCAUUCAUUAGCCCGACUUGAUAUCAGAGAGCACGACAGGUGUCCAGAUAUUGGAACCGAUUAUGAGAAAGUUCUUGAUGACAUAACAAGAGAAUUUCUGUAUUCCCAACCAGUUCGUUGUGCUAUAUUGUACUGCCUUCAUCAGCGCAAUGAAGCUGUACUCUUAGCUGCUAUCCAGCUCCUACUGAGGUGUUGUAUGCGCAGUGGAACAGUGCCGGGAGUACUUUGUGGCCUUCCGAGUUCUUUGACUGUGACAACAGAGGUGAGUGGUGGAGGGGAUCACACAUUUGUUUCUGAGAUAUUCUCCAUAAUAUCUCUUUGUGGAUCAUAUUUGAACAAAAAUUCCCAAAUUGGUGAAGCAAAUGGCUCGGAGUGCAAAUUAGCUAAUCCUCACGGUCUUGCUUUGCAUUCAUGCUUGCUGCUUGCAACGAUUGCUCAAUCAUUUAAGUCGGUUCGGAGGAGAUACUCAGCUUCCAUUCUGACUACUUCCUCAAAGAAACAGCAGUCAAGGCUGUCAUCACUUGCGCAACUUUUUUCUAUUAAUGAUGGUGUUCCAUCUUCAUUUCACCCUCACUGUGCAUCUGCCAUGCUAGCCUUUGCAUCUAUUCUAUCUCUUGAGACUGGAUCUUCAGUUGAGUCUUCAUUAUCUGACAUUGCAAUGCCUUUUGUCCCUCCAACUGCUACUCUGUGUGACCUCCUCAAAACGAAUUAUAGAAUCGAGCAUGAGAACAACUAUUGGCAUGGGCAACAGGAUGGAUAUGUUGGCUUGCUUGAAUGUGGAUUAAAAUGGGGAGGACCUUUGGCUGUUCAACAAUUUUGUGCUAGUGGACUCCCACAACUCCUUAUAGAUUUGCUGGGAAACAAUCCUAGUGUUGAUUCUCAAGCAACCGGUUAUGAUCUAGUUGGGCUAUCUCCUACUGGAGUAUUGUGGGCUAUUUCAUGUUUAAGCCAUUGCCUGCCAGGUGGCUCUGCGACGUUUCGACAGAUAUUACUGCAGAAGGAACAUGUUGAAUGUAUUCGUGACUUGGUAUCUGAUGCUCAUCUGAAGCUCCUUAAAACUUGGGUUGGGCCUAGCGGGGGGAAGAGUGGAAUGAGGGAUAUCAUAAAUGCAGUGAUUGAUAUUUUUGCCUUUCCUUUUGUUGCCAUUCAAAAUGCCUCUGGUUUGCCAUCUACCACUGCUUCCAUGAGCAGUGGACUUGUACUUAAUGUAGGUUCACCUGGUGCAAAAGUAUGCAGCAAAGACUUAGACAUUAUGAAAGCAAUCAAGGAAAACAUGGAAAAGUACACAAAGAUUCUUCUAGAGGCAGGAUUGCCUGUCAUAAUUUUGCGAUGUGCUGAUGGUUUGGAGUUAAAAGACAUGCAAAGGCCAGUGGCAUUCCUUGCAAAAAUGACUAGCCAUGAACCAUUGGCAAUUCAUCUUGUGCGGAAGGGGAUGCUGAAAGCUUCCAGGAUAAGGAGAUUGUUUGAUUGUUCAUGCCCAAAAGGGGUCAUCUGUGAUGUCCUCAUGAUCGUGUCUGAACUAGCAUUUAUGAACAAGGGUUUCUAUGAAUACAUCGACAAGGCAAACAUAUUGACACGCUUAAAGGAGUUCCUCACUGCUAAAGAUCCUGAUUUACGUGCAAAUGCUUGUUUUGCUAUAGGAAACAUGUGUCGACAUAGCUCUUACUUUUAUUAUUCACUGGCAAGACAUGGAAUCAUCAGUCUACUCAUUGAUCGAUGUGCUGACACGGACAAGAGUACCAGGAAAUUUGGCUGUUUUGCUAUUGCAAAUGCAGCGUUCCAUAAUAGUUUGCUGUAUGAAGAACUUAGAAGUUCCAUACAUCAACUAACAAAUCUGCUACUUUUACCUGAGGAAGACAAGACAAAAGCUAAUGCUGCUGGUGCUCUAAGUAAUCUUGUUCUCAAUUCAAACGAACUCUGUGAAGACAUUGUGUCUCAUGGUGCUAUACAGGCUUUACUUAAGGUGGUCUCAGACUGCUCAACAGUAGCAUUGAAUCCUUCGAGAAGGGAUGAUGUGAAGGAGUUUCCUCUGAAAUUUGUUCUCAUUGCUCUGAACAAAAUGUGUGCACACUCACCUUGCAGACAAUGUAUUCAUUCUUCAGAGUUGUUUCCUGUGUUAUCACAACUUCGACAAUCACCUCAAGUCAAAAUAGCCGACUAUGCGUCCCUGAUUUAUGACAAAGCUAGUCAAGUUUGAACCUUAUCUUAACCAAAUAGAGAAUCUAAAUAAUCAAUCGAAAAUUAGGAAUUGGCGAAUUGCAAUAAAAAGUUGGAGAAAGAAAAUCCUCAAUUUCAA